This is a messenger RNA of Dalotia coriaria, 4163 nucleotides long. It is a transcript of the gene me31B, whose product is annotated as ATP-dependent RNA helicase me31b. Bases 468 to 1796 code for a protein of 442 amino acids. The transcript has 6 exons. Gene Ontology annotation, molecular function: ATP binding; mRNA binding; RNA helicase activity. Gene Ontology annotation, biological process: cytoplasmic stress granule assembly; negative regulation of translation; P-body assembly. The record is from RefSeq and is a predicted model, not a curated record. NCBI's taxonomy places the organism in Eukaryota, Metazoa, Arthropoda, Insecta, Coleoptera, Staphylinidae. Gene Ontology annotation, cellular component: cytoplasmic stress granule; P-body.
CGCGAACAAAAUGGAAGAUAUGCUCGGCCAAGUUGCGGUGAACAGCGCAAAUUCAUAUUAGAAUCGGUCGCUUUCGAGAGAGGGUGAACCAAAGUGAAGCGAAAACGCGAACAAAUAUUAAUCAGUGCGCGCUCUGUGAACAAUCCUAAUCCGAAGUUUAAUCGAACGUGUGCGAUUGACGAGCUGAAGAAAAGUAUUCGCAUGUGCAUCAGCGUUUCGAACGCAUCCGAGCGCAUCGAAAGCCGCUUUCGACGUCGGGCACGAAGCCUAGCGAGAUAUCAGCCAUAAGCGAAAAUCGCCCGCAAACUUCGAGUGCAGACUGCGCGUGUUAACUCUUGAGAGCACGGAUUUGUCCCGGUGUAUCCUACAUAUUGUGGGCGACAAAUCGCGUGCACAAAUCGUUGGUUUUUGGGCUUUGGAAGCCCGCAAAGUUUGAAAUUAAAUUCUGAAAUCAUCCAGAGGCAGCCAUGAUGACUGACACAUUGAACUCAACCAAUCAUAUGAUUUCUUCAAUACAGAACAAAGGUGAUAUUGUUGACAAAAUGGACGACAUAGGCUGGAAAGCCCAGUUAAAGAUACCCCCAAAGGACAGAAGAGUUAAAACUACUGAUGUCACAGACACUAGGGGUAACGAAUUCGAAGAGUUCUGUUUGAAGAGAGAGCUGUUGAUGGGCAUCUUCGAAAAGGGAUGGGAGAAACCGUCCCCGAUUCAGGAGGCAUCUAUCCCGAUCGCUUUGUCAGGCAAAGAUAUACUUGCUCGAGCCAAGAACGGAACAGGAAAGACUGGUGCUUAUUGCAUCCCGGUCCUGGAACAAAUUGACCCUGAGAAAGACUGCAUCCAGGCGCUAAUCAUUGUGCCGACGCGAGAGUUGGCUCUCCAAACGUCGCAGAUUUGCAUCGAGCUGGCGAAGCACUUGAAAAUUCGCGUGAUGGUUACCACCGGCGGCACAAACCUACGCGACGACAUUAUGCGCAUCUACCAGAAGGUGCAGGUGAUCAUCGCCACGCCCGGUCGCAUCCUUGAUCUCAUGGACAAGCAGGUGGCCAAAAUGGACCACUGCCGUAUUCUCGUGCUGGAUGAGGCUGACAAGUUGCUCAGCUCCGACUUUAAGGGCAUGCUCGAUCAUGUUAUCUCGCGCCUGCCACGCGAGCGUCAGAUUCUUCUGUUCUCCGCCACGUUCCCGCUCACUGUCAAGCAGUUCAUGGAGAAGCAUCUGCGUAAUCCGUACGAGAUUAACCUCAUGGAGGAACUGACGCUGAAGGGCGUCACACAAUACUACGCUUUUGUGCAGGAGCGGCAGAAGGUGCACUGCCUCAACACGCUUUUCAGCAAGCUGAACAUCAAUCAGAGCAUCAUCUUCUGCAACAGCACGCAGCGCGUCGAAUUGCUCGCCAAGAAAAUCACCGAGCUGGGCUAUUGUUGCUAUUAUAUCCAUGCCAAGAUGGCCCAGGCGCAUAGGAACCGCGUCUUCCACGACUUCAGAGCUGGACUCUGCAGGAAUCUCGUUUGUUCAGAUCUAUUUACAAGAGGUAUUGAUGUGCAAGCCGUGAACGUUGUGAUAAAUUUCGAUUUCCCGAAAAUGGCCGAAACCUACCUUCACCGUAUCGGUCGAUCUGGUCGCUUUGGGCACCUCGGUAUCGCCAUCAAUCUAAUCACUUACGAGGACCGCUUCGCUCUGCACCGCAUCGAGCAGGAGCUGGGCACGGAGAUCAAGCCGAUCCCUAAGGUGAUCGACCCGGCCCUGUACGUCCCCAGCAUGGACGAUGAUCAGAACAACGACGAUCUGUUGAAAUAGACGCGCACGCACCGGCGAAGUGUUCGCGCUCGAUUAAAAACUUGUACAUAGUGAACUAAUUUUGUGUGGGAACUAAAAGUUAUAUAUUAUAAAAGAACCGAACAAUUGCGGCGGCAAACGUAGCGAAAUGAAAACGUCAUUAGACGCGGCGCGAACGGAACGAGACGAAAAAACGAACGCAAAUCAAGAAAGAGAAGGAAAAUGAGGAUGGUCACUUAUGUUUUAUGUUUUAUUUUAAUUUAAUAUUUUUUGUUUCGUUCUCGGACAAUUUCGUUGACGCGACUUCUUUCGGCUAUGUCCACCCGCGGCGAACCGCCACCUGGGCUUUUGUUAUGCAUUAGUUCAAUGCAGAACAAUAACUACAAAAGGUAAAAAAUGGUAAAACAAAUAACAGGCAGAUGGAAAUAUCGCACGCACAGACAGACACACACACACCACACUUAACGAGUGCGAGCAGAAAAAUCGAGAUGUGCGCAGUAUUAGAAAAUAUUUCCGCAUAUUCUUUAUAUAUUUAUAUAAACUAUACAAGAGAAGUAACAAAACAACCUAAAAAUUUAUCUUCAGUGGAUUAAUGCCAAAAUUUCAGAACGCAUAAAAACUUGUACAUAGAAAAACCACAUUGAAUAACUUAAGUGAAAAGGACAAAAGAAGUGACAAUGUUUAAAAGUUUUCGUUUUUUGUAACAUGUUUAAUUUGGAUUUGCAAUACUUAGCCGGGGAACACACCGCAUACGAAUUAUUAUUUAUUUUCCAAUUUGAAUACGACGAGCCACUUACAAAAACGGAAAAUGUAAGCAAAGCAAACCUAACAAAACGUUCGUUUCUUUUGAAUGAUCAUUCAAUGAACUAAAUUUUCAAGAAUGCUGGUUAAUUUUUUCGAUUAAAAAUAAUGUAAAACUUCACUUCUCUCUUGAGAAUGGUCGGACUUGCGCGGCGCGCGCCUAACCACCACACACUACACCGUACACAUUUGGUAUUUAUUUUCUCAUUUCUUCAGAAUAAUCGUGGCGCACAAUGCAACAAAGCGCAAGUCCAACACGCGGUAACAUCUAGGCUCCUGCGCGAGCUGUAUAUCUACAAACUAGUAGUUUGUAUGAAUUUGUGAUACAAAUCGACAAAGAAUUUCGAAAAUUUUUUGUACUGUUCAAGAUUUGAUUACGUUACGGUCAGAAUAACAUCCGGGAUGAAUUUUGUAUAACAUCGAGAAUCUCCAAUAACGUAAUCAAAUAGUGAAACAUUCCAAUUCAAUCAAAUGUCAUUUGUCAUCAAUCAAUGUAAAAUUAUGUAGUAAGUAAGCAAAGUGAGAAUGACACCGACGAUGGAAUUGUGAUAGUGCUUAACGAGCGAACACGCUAACUCAAAAAAUACUGUGAAUUAUGUUAAAAAUAGUGAAACGUGAAAAUUUUUAAAAGAAAAUGCGGGAACUAUGUUGCCCGAACAAAUUGAUGAAGAUAUGCGUAGGAAAGGAAGAACAAGUGCGAACUCGUUUGGGCAACUGUCGAUGAUGUCCAUCAAACGACUCGAGAUUAACAACUUGCUUAGCUUAUGAAUACAUUCUUACGUAACAACAUUUAUUGUACUGAUAGGAAGGAGAUUCUCAAAAUGACGCAGAAUCGGAAGGCGUCUGCGCUUAUUUACGCAAUGAGUCAUUGCAUGACUAAAUUGAAUGCCUUUCAAAACACGUUUGGAGGUUUGAGUUGUUCAAUUCAACUGAAAAUCUUGUUGCGCAUUGAAUGCGCAAGCCUUCAAACAAAUACCUGCUGCGCUUCCGACUUGCAUGGUAUCACUGGAACAGAUUUAGGGGUUUUAUCGAAAUUUCUACUACAAACGCUUUAAUUGAACACAAUCGUGAAAGCAGCAGGUAUUCAAUAGACCUUGAAAAAUUGUGAUAAAUUCUGAUAUCAUUUUGUUGAAAUGUUCAAACAAAUCAUAUUCAUAGUGCCGAUACUGACUGCACAGAACGUCAGCGGCAGUUUUAUUUCGCAGAAAAUGGCCGUAAAAAUAAUUGACGCGUAAUUUUGACCGACGGUCGGCCAGUACUUAAAAGAAAUCAUUUGGGGGGACUUGCAAACACACAAAACACACACUGCAAAAGCAUUAUCGUAACAUUAUUUUAAUUCUUUUUAGUACAACAUGCGCGCAAAAUGCAAUAAAUUGUUUGUAAGGGUUUCCAUGAGUUUCAAUCGAGACUCACGGGGAUCUAACACGCGAUCUUUUAAUUUUGUAAGCAAAAAAAAGAACACCGGAAUACUUAAAUAGUCUGGAUUAAGUAAUUUUCAAAUUUAUAAAACAAAAAACAUUUUCGUUUAUUUUCAAAUACUCUGUUCAUUUCAUUUAUUCAGAAUAAACAAAACAAUCUGCAAAAUAA